Brettanomyces nanus is the source of this 1617-nucleotide messenger RNA. RefSeq lists its product as uncharacterized. Gene Ontology annotation, biological process: ribosome biogenesis; box H/ACA snoRNP assembly; pseudouridine synthesis. The transcript has a single exon. Bases 1 to 1617 code for a protein of 538 amino acids. The record is from RefSeq and is a predicted model, not a curated record. Lineage: Eukaryota; Fungi; Ascomycota; Pichiomycetes; Pichiales; Pichiaceae. Gene Ontology annotation, cellular component: sno(s)RNA-containing ribonucleoprotein complex. Gene Ontology annotation, molecular function: RNA binding.
AUGGAGGAAAAAGUUCUUGAAUCUUCAGAAGAACUACAUAACGGGGCAGUUGCUGAUGACAACAAUGAACAAGCCGUUCACGAGGAUAGUAUUUUUGAUAAGAAAACAGAUUUUAGUUAUUCAUCAGAUGAAUAUGAGCCAGAAUUAAAAGAACCGACAGAAGAACAGAAAAAAGAACAGAGCCCCAAAGCAAAAGAUGUCGCUGACUCUGUUUUAAGCUCCAAUUCCAGAUCCGGUACGAGUUCUAGCUCGGACUCGGACUCGGACUCGAACUCGAACUCAAACUCAAACUCAAACUCAGGGCUGUCUGUUUCAAACCCAGGAUCAGAAUCAGAAGAUAAUGUAACUGAUUUUGAAGAAGAUAAAGAUAAUGAUAAUGACGAGGGUCCGAUAAGAUCGAAAAACGAGAUUGUGGAUGAAAAUGCACCUUCUUUGCCUGACGAUUUCAUUAUUGACAGUAAUACACCCAUUCGAUAUCUUGGAAACGUGACAGGUAUUGUGGAGAAAAAUGUCAUUAUUCAAUCUUCUGCAUCAGCUGAAUAUCAGGUAUUGGAAGGUGCAAUUCUCUGUCUCAAAGACAGAACUCCAUUAGGUCCGUUGUUUGAGGUUUUCGGAAGAAUCCACUCUCCGGUCUACCGCCUUAAGUAUAACACGAAACAAGACCUUGAAAAGCGAAGCAUAAAAAAAGGAGAUCAAGUUUACUAUGUCAUUCCAUCUGCACAAUUUGAACUAACACAAAAUAUAAAGGCCAUAAAGGGAAGUGAUGCAAGUAACUGGAACGACGAGGAGAUUCCAGAGGAGGAACAGGAGUUCUCCGAUGACGAGAAGGAGAAGGCAGCCAAACGGAUGAAAAAGCGAAAGCAUAAGAAUAAGACCAACAGCGAUAAUAAGAAAAAGAAGACAGAUGAAAUAGGAAGUACCUCGAAGAAACUCAUCCCAGAUUACAUCAAAUCAAGGCUUACUUCAUUACCUUCAUCUCAGGCUUCAAAGAAAAAAGACAAUAAGUCCAAAGAUAGUCAGUCCAAAGAUGGUGGAGAUCAAAUUCUUAUGAACGAUCGGAGUAACAUUUCAAGACAAGUAUACCCUCAGCCGCUCUCAAUUCCAUGUUCUAUCGCGGCGUCGAGUCAGCAGCCGGUUUCUUCAACUUCUCAAUACUCUCCUGCGCCUUUACUCAACGUACUCUCGCAGACGUCGCAAGCUUUUGUAAGCAUCAUGAAUCCUCAAAACCAGGUGCAGUCCUCACAAAAUAUGACACAACAAACCCAUCAGCAGUCGGAGCCACCUUUUUCCCUGGACUCCACAAAUCAAGGUCAGCUGCUCCAAAAUUUGAUUUCCAAUGUUCAAUCGAACUUUGACCAGCAGCAGGCGAAAAUAUUGGCCCAAAUAGUUUCACUUCUUGCAAAUCAAACUAAAUCUGCCGUUACAAGCAUACAUUCGGCUGUGCAGAAUACGCUACCGGCAAAUAGUGAAGUAUAUCCAUGUUUAGAAGGUCAAAGUAUGGGACCGUAUGCUAUACAACAUGGACAAAUGCAGAACGAAGAUAUCAAGUACUCCACAGCGGUCGAUGAGGAAGAAGCUGAUGAUGCUGAUGCUUAUGAUCCCGAAAACCCUAAUUGA